UCGAGUCAGUUCAUCUUUCGACGUCGUUGUGAGCAUAUCCCGUUGUUAGCUUCGCGUUGGCUUCCUCCUUGUGUUUCCACACAUAAACAUACUUAUGUGUCAUAUAUACUUACAUAUAGUCCGUGCUUCCAUUUCAACCUGCUUCGAGAAUUUUGCACUAAGGUAGCUAGUGGGCCGUGGCCAGUGAGAGCAGCUGUUUCGGGUGCAGAUUUUACUUAUUCAUCAUCUCGUGCGGCGGCGAUAAUCGUGAUCGGAAUGGUUCUAAGGCUUAAUUGUAAAUAGUGUGCAUUUAUUAGCUUGUUGAUCGAGCAAAAUAGUGUGAAUUGAAUCGCCCAAGAAGCGUUGUUUGCGCUGCUUCCAUUUGUACCAAACAAAUUGCACUGCACAAUGCAUCAUUUCGUCAAUGUUUGAAGUGAAGGAGGUUUUGUUAUUAUUCGCCAAUCUAACGCAACACCAUACCUGCAUACGAGUCGAGUGCGCUGGCGGCGAUAGAGCUCUUACAAGUGUAAUAUAGAAGAAAGAAGCAUUGUGCAUCCAAUUUAUGCCAAUCUGGAAUAACAAGCCGGAAGACGACCACGAGACGACGGUGGUGGUGCAUGAUCUAGCGGAGGAAAAAAAUUGGAAAUCAAUUGUUUGACGUAGCGUGACAGAGUAUUUCUUCCGCACACGCAAAGCUACCUAUCAUCCGGAGGGAGAUAAUUGCGGAGGAGACUGGCUGACACAUACCGCUGGAUCGCAAUGCCAGAUGGCAUUAUUGCCCGACAUGGUCAAUCAUUCUGUGAACCCCACGAUAACGGAAACAUAUGCAAUGGAGGAAGUGCAACAACACAGCUUUACCAACAACAACAACAACAGCAUCAGCAGCAGCCAAAGCUUUACCAUAACACCAGUACCCCAUCAAAAUCAGCGUCUUCUUCACCCGCGAAAAAAUCACUUCCAUCAACUCCGACGCACAUCUUUGGCAAUGGAUCGAUAUCCCUUGGAGCAGCAGCUGCAGCAGGAUCAUCAUCAAAUGCAGGAUGUUGCAACGGAGAGUUCAAGCUGUGCGGGUAUGAUGGUGGCUUUGGAGAGGACUGCAGCACCGCAAGCGUUGGAACGUCACCGGCGGAAAUUUUUGGAAUAUUGGGAUUUUGGUUGAAACUGCGGCACGAUUUGAAAUCCGUUCCCUGGAAACAAAUGCGGGCCAUCAAGAUGAAGAAUGCACGUGCCGCACCUGGCUGUGCCUACAUUCCCACUAAGAUCGAACACAUUGCCAACGUUCUCACGCACGGUCUCUGGGUGCUUCCUUCGGUGUACGCCGGGUUGAAUCUGUACUUCCGAAGCUACACGGGCGCACAGAUGCUGUCUGCCGUAAUCUACGGAAUUGCUCUGACUAUGCUGUUUUUCGUGUCCACCUUCUUCCACUGUGUGUUCUACUGCAAUCGGAACCGCCAACUGAAGGACGUGCUGCACCGCUGCGACAGGGCCAUGAUUUACAUCUUCAUAGCCGGAUCGUACUACCCGUGGCUUAGCCUAGGACACACUUCCCAUCCACAGAUUGUAUCGGUGGUCAAGUGGUGCGUUUGGGCGAUGGCCAUCUUGGGUAUCAUCUACCAACAGAUAUUCCAUGAACGAUACAAAUGCUUGGAAACCUUCUUCUAUACGGUGAUCGGUGUAGUUCCAUCCUUAAUGAUCGUCUUUUGGGGUCAUGAGUUUACAGCAAUGACUGAGCUUAAGUUGGGCGGAUUCCUCUACAUCGUAGGAAUUGGUUUCUUCAAAUCCGACGGGAUCUUCCCCUUUGCCCAUGCGAUAUGGCAUUUAUUCGUAGUCAUGGCUGCCACUGUGCACUAUUUUGCAAUACUCAACCAUCUCUACCCAGUGGAGACAGUAGGUAGCAUCUAGACAAAUUAAUUAUCGUUUCCAGAACGUGCUUUCAAUUAUGUAAAUUAGUGAUAUUAUCCAUGAUCACCAAAAAUGUUAACGUUUAGAACGCUGAAAGCGGAUAGGGAAAAAAUGCCUAUGUUCGAAUUACGAAAAUUUGACUGGAGCCCAUUGUACUACUUAGUUCCCUGUUUCAAGGGAAAACCCGUUUGUCCUGGCAUUACAUUACGAAUACCAGGUUCUACAUCUAAUACAGUGAUUGUUCUUAGGUGUUCAUUUUCCCAACCAUUACACACAUAGACACAACAUAGUAAGUACAACAUAAAAAUACCCAAGAAUAUACCAGUGUAUAAAUAGAAAAGACACGCAGGUCCGUUACCAAAAAAAAAAAUGUCCACUUCCGUUAUAAAACCACCGAACCAUCUCGAAUAUAACCCUUCUGCGCUACAAGCAAAUUACACACAGCAAAUUACAAAUUACAUCGUACCAUCGUUUCGUUUCGAAUAAAAAAAUGUGAUAUUUGUUUUUGUUCUAGGAAUAAUCAAAUCCCCAUUUUAGGUUUAGUUUAGGUUUCCUGAAAGGAAUGAAAGCAACGCAUAAUACUGGAAUCGUUAAGGAAUUGACAGUAACUGCGAGUCCCCAUUAUGUGUAGUUCGAAGCCAAAUACUCAUUUUUUGUAAGUUGCAGAAAAUUCAAUUACUCAAACAACAAUGACCAUUAUUCAUACAAGAAAUAGAAAUAGCCAUGUAGUAAACCGACACGUAUCAGAUAGAUUCCGUUUUGGGAAAGGUGUUUGAAGAUCUUUAAUAGAAAAAACAAUAUUCAACUACGUAUGUAAACUGUACCACCAAUAACUAUAGACAAAGUUACUAUUUUGAACUUACUCUGUGAAAAAAAAACCACUCCUACAGAAAUAGAUGUCAAGCAAACAGUAAAAAUGAAACAUCAGAAACAAAA
This is a messenger RNA of Aedes albopictus (Asian tiger mosquito), 2817 nucleotides long. RefSeq names its product monocyte to macrophage differentiation factor. NCBI's taxonomy places the organism in Eukaryota, Metazoa, Arthropoda, Insecta, Diptera, Culicidae. Bases 739 to 1881 code for a protein of 380 amino acids. Gene Ontology annotation, molecular function: pore-forming activity. The transcript has 4 exons. Gene Ontology annotation, cellular component: membrane. The record is from RefSeq and is a predicted model, not a curated record.